Molecule: messenger RNA, 1183 nt
Organism: Notothenia coriiceps (black rockcod)
Lineage: Eukaryota; Metazoa; Chordata; Actinopteri; Perciformes; Nototheniidae
Gene: ren
Product: renin
Exons: 9
Coding region: 140-1183 (347 amino acids)
Biological process (GO): angiotensin maturation
Molecular function (GO): aspartic-type endopeptidase activity
Source: RefSeq, a predicted model, not a curated record
AGUACGGGAGGGAGAGCAGCAGCUUUCAUAUCCGCCAUUUUAAUAAUAUUCGAUAUUCUGGAAUAUUCUCAAACCUGGGAAAAUCCACUUUGCAUAUACAGCCUCCAUUUCUGGUCUGUAUUUUCCACCUGUCAUCACCAUGGCUCUGUUGAUGACUUACUGGAUGUUUUUGGUUGCUUUGUCUUCGACUGUGACAUGGACCCAUGCCUUGAGAAGAAUCUCCCUGCACAAGAUGCCCUCUAUCCGAGAGACACUGAGGGACAUGGGUGUUUCUGCCGAGCAGAUCCUAAAUGAGUUAGCCGAGAAGAGCACAGACGACAAAAACGGAACUGUUCCCACCCCUCUAACCAACUACUUAGACACCCAGUACUUCGGGGAAAUCAGUAUUGGCUCUCCACCCCAGUUGUUCAACGUGGUCUUUGACACCGGCUCCGCCAAUCUGUGGGUGCCUUCGCAAAGCUGCUCACCUUUCUCCACCGCCUGUUUCAUUCACAACAGAUACGAUGCCUCCCAAUCUCGCACUUAUGUUGAGAACGGAACCGGUUUUUCCAUCCAGUAUGCUGCAGGGAAUGUCAGGGGAUUUCUGAGUGAGGAUGUGGUUGUGGUUGGUGGGAUCCCUGUGGUUCAGGUGUUUGCUGAGGCAGCCUCUCUGUCUGCCAUGCCCUUCAUCUUUGCCAAGUUUGAUGGAGUCCUGGGGAUGGGUUACCCAAACGUGGCCAUCGACGGCAUUACUCCCGUGUUUGACGGUAUCAUGUCUCAGCAUGUCCUCACGGAAGAGGUGUUCUCUAUCUACUACAGCAGGGAUCCAAAACACUCCCCAGGUGGAGAGCUGGUUCUUGGUGGCACAGACCCAGAUUACUACAGCGGAAACUUUAACUAUAUGGACACUAAAGAGACUGGCAAAUGGGAAGUCAACAUGAAAGGGGUUUCUGUGGGUAUGGAGAUGAUGUUUUGUGCGGAGGGCUGCACAGCAGUGAUCGACAGUGGCUCCUCCUACAUUACAGGCCCGGCGUCCUCUGUGUCCGCGCUGAUGAAAAACAUCGGAGCGCAGCUGGAUGAAAGUGGAUACAAAGUCAACUGUAACACUGUCAAGACGUUGCCCAGUGUCACUUUCCACCUGGGAGGACAGGAAUACUCUCUCACUUGGGAGGAUUAUAUCUUAUGGCUACGUAAGCAGAAAUAA